AUGGAAAUUGAAGAAGAUGAGGUGGCCUUUAAUUAUGUCAUCAAAGUUAUAUUGCCUCAGGGGAUUAAAGCCGAGAAUUUUGUGGGAAAUGCGAAAAGUCACUUUGAAAACGAAUUUUUUAAUGUAAGUUGAAUUUUUUGGUGAUUUUUGAUUGAAAACGAUUGUGAAAUAGCGCGAAGAUAAUGUGAAAAUCACUUUCAGACAUCGCUAAUAUCAACUCAACUCCAAAAACACUGGUUUUCCCUCGAUUUUGGCCAUACAAUGCUUUAUGUCAUCGAAUCCGAUGAAUAA
Messenger RNA from Bursaphelenchus xylophilus (pine wood nematode), 291 nucleotides. Lineage: Eukaryota; Metazoa; Nematoda; Chromadorea; Rhabditida; Aphelenchoididae. The record is from the annotation of a GenBank genome assembly.